UUGAACUGACGACGUAAAGAGCUGACGAACAGAGUUCUCUUCGUUUGAGACUUAAUACAUAUAGAGAGGAAAAAGAAAAAAUUGCAUUUAAAUUAAAUGCAUAUACAACAAACUGGUUCUGUACCUUAAAGCUGGUAUCUAAAGUGUUUAAAAAAUAAGAAAUACGCGAAUUAUAUUUGGACAAAGAACGUGAAACGCUGACGCUGGUGAAUUUAACUGAGUUCAUUGCACGUUACAAGUUGCGAAAAACGAGUAAAAUACAAAGAAUACAAAGUGAAACGACCUCGCAUAACAUACGCGCGCCAAAGGCAACAACAACAACGACAAAAAUAAUCAAGCCCACACCCACACAUAUAAAAAUAAGCUGACCACCGCCUUAUUAACUUAACAGCAACAACAACAACAACUGAAUAUGGAUGUGUGGGGUGUUUUUGUUGGCGACUCGACGCUUUCUUAUGGCGGCUCAAUGCGCAGUGGCUAUUACCGGGAUUAUGAGCAGUUUCCGUAUGGCACACUGGAGCACUCCACUGCCGCUAGCACUUAUCCGGCCAAGGAUUCCUACAGUCGUGUUCAAGCAUCUAAAGUCGGAGAAGUAUUUUUGACAUUGCAUUGCAGAUGUGAGCCAAUGGACUGCAAGUGCAGCAGCAGCAGCAGCAAGAGAAAGCAACAACUACAAAAGAAUUUGUUGUUGGCACAAUUGCGACGUCGAGGCGCUGAUAACUUAUCAAGCAUUAUUUUAUUUUAGUGCAAUGUAAAUAAAAAUAAAAAAUACAAACUAAUAAACAACACAAA
This is a messenger RNA of Drosophila busckii, 792 nucleotides long. RefSeq lists its product as uncharacterized. NCBI's taxonomy places the organism in Eukaryota, Metazoa, Arthropoda, Insecta, Diptera, Drosophilidae. Bases 413 to 745 code for a protein of 110 amino acids. The record is from RefSeq and is a predicted model, not a curated record. The transcript is spliced from 3 exons.